CAGGCGUGAGGCGACCAAACAUCAGAGCUGAGCACCCACACGGAGUGUACAGCGGGAAACAAAAUAACAUGCAUUUUAAAGGACAAUAAACUGCAUUGGCUGAAGGGAUCAACAGGAGGGUCGAGGAGAUGAAUAAAAUGUCAGAUUUGGUGACACGCCAGUUCAUCGCACCUUCCCCACAGAACGGCUGUCCACAGUAGAUCACUCAUUAAGAACUGUGUCAGACUGAUCGGAUACCAUGGUAAUUAAUAGCUUCCUGCCACUCUUGCUGCUGUCCUUCCCUCUUCUGAGCUCGGCAGUCCCUCUGUCGAGCGGGAGUGACGGGAAUCUCUUUGGUGAGUUCCCCAGCCUGCCGGAGAAGGACAGAAGGAUACUACAUCGCUCCAAGAGAGGCUGGAUGUGGAAUCAGUUCUUCCUCCUUGAGGAGUACGCAGGUCCAGACUUUCAAUAUGUUGGCAAGCUUCACUCGGAUCAAGACAGAGGGGACGGCACCGUCAAGUACAUCCUCAACGGAGACGGGGCAGGCUCCUUGUUUCUCAUUGACGAGAACUCGGGCGAUAUCCACGCCACCAAGAGGCUGGACAGGGAAGAGAAGGCAUACUACACGCUCCGAGCGCAGGCUGUCAGCAAGCGGACGGGUCGGCCUCUGGAACCUGAGUCUGAGUUCAUCAUCAAAAUCCAUGACAUCAACGACAAUGAGCCAAAGUUUUCCAAGGAAACCUAUGUAGCUAGUGUUCCGGAGAUGUCUGAUGUUGGCACAUUUGUUCUGCAAGUCACCGCUACCGACGCUGAUGACGAACAGUAUGGGAACAGUGCAAAGCUUGUUUACAGUAUUCUACAGGGUCAACCUUAUUUCUCUGUUGAGUCUGAGACAGGUAUCAUCAGAACAGCCCUGUCCAACAUGAACCGGGAGAACAGGGAGAAGUACCAGGUGGUCAUUCAGGCCAAGGACAUGGCAGGACAGAUGGGAGGGCUCUCUGGCACCACGACGAUAAACAUCACCCUCACGGAUGUGAACGACAGCCCUCCUCGGUUCCCUCACAGUUCCUACCAUCUCUCCGUUUUGGAGUCGGCAGAAAUCGGGUCCACGGUGGGCCGGAUCAAAGCCAAUGACGCUGACAUUGGGGAGAAUGCUGAAAUACAGUACAGCAUCAUCGACGGGGACGGGCAGGACGUAUUUUCCAUUUCCACAGACCGGAUAACGCAGGAAGGCAUCAUAACUAUAAAGAAGCCUCUGGACUAUGAAAGCAAACGGAUGUACACCUUAAAAGUGGAGGCUACAAACACACACCUCGACCACCGCUUCCUUCACCUGGGUCCAUUCAAGGACUCUGCCACGGUAAAGAUCACAGCACAGGACGUGGACGAGCCACCCAUUUUUAGCAGGAACCCCUACAUUAUAGAAGUGCAUGAAGAUACGGCAGCGGGUAGCUUCAUUGGUGCUGUGGCAGCCUGGGACCCGGAUGCUGCAAACCAUCCUGUCAAGUACUCAAUCGAUAGGCAUACAGAUCUGGACAGACUCUUUAAUAUUGACUCUGGAAAUGGCUCCAUCUCAACAUUACAGUCCCUCGACAGAGAAAUGUCAAAAUGGCAUAACAUUUCUGUCGUCGCCACGGAAAUAAAUAAUCCUCGACAGACCACUCGAGUUCCCGUUUUCAUUAAGGUUUUGGAUGUCAACGAUAAUGCUCCCGAAUUUGCCAUGUUCUAUGAAACUUUUGUUUGUGAAAAUGUUAAAGCGGGUCAGCUAAUACAGACGAUAAGUGCGGUUGACACAGAUGAACCUCUUGUUGGGCACAAAUUUGCCUUUAGCCUCACCACCGUGAAUCCAAACUUCACAAUUUUGGAUAAUGAAGACAAUACAGCCAGGAUUUUCACCAAACGGAGUGGCUUCAGUCGACGCGAGACCAGCAUUUACCUCCUUCCGGUCGUCAUCUCAGACAAUGACUACCCGAUCCAGAGCAGCACCAGCACACUCACCAUUGGUGUGUGCGCCUGUGACCGUGACGGCAACAUGAAGGCGUGUAGCGCCGAGGCCCUGCUCCGCUCAGCCGGCCUCAGCACGGGCGCCCUCGUGGCCAUCCUGCUCUGCGUCAUCAUCCUCCUCAUGAUAGUGGUGCUGUUUGCCGCUCUCAGGAGGCAGAAGAAGAAGGAGCCUCUGAUUAUCUCCAAAGAGGAUGUGAGAGACAACGUGGUGAGCUACAAUGAUGAGGGCGGCGGAGAGGAGGACACGCAGGCCUUCGACAUCGGCACACUGAGAAACCCUGAGGUGAUGGAUGCUAACAAGCUCCGCAGAGACAUCAUUCCUGAGAUGCUCUUUCCCUUCCGUCGGACAUCGCCCAUAAAGGACAACGCAGAUGUUCGGGAUUUCAUCUCUAGCCGGCUUCAGGACAACGACGCUGACCCCACCGCCCCACCAUACGACUCCCUCGCCACGUAUGCCUACGAGGGAAACGGUUCUCUGGCAGAAUCCCUGAGCUCACUCGAGUCAGCUGCCACGGAGGGCGACCAGGAAUACGAUUACCUCAGUAACUGGGGUCCGCAGUUUAAAAAGCUGGCAGACAUGUAUAUAGGGAAAGACACUGACACCGACAUAGCUUAAAGCAGUCCUUUCAGUUCCCCUUUGCCUA
Messenger RNA from Scleropages formosus (Asian bonytongue), 2627 nucleotides. RefSeq names its product cadherin-10-like. Gene Ontology annotation, cellular component: catenin complex; plasma membrane; adherens junction. The record is from RefSeq and is a predicted model, not a curated record. Gene Ontology annotation, biological process: multicellular organism development; adherens junction organization; cell morphogenesis. Bases 239 to 2599 code for a protein of 786 amino acids. Lineage: Eukaryota; Metazoa; Chordata; Actinopteri; Osteoglossiformes; Osteoglossidae. The transcript has 12 exons. Gene Ontology annotation, molecular function: cadherin binding; beta-catenin binding; calcium ion binding.